CCCAAAAACAAAACAACGUAUUUGAACGCUUCUGACUAUAUCAGGACUAGCUACUCCUUCCUGCUAUUUCACUGUGGAUAAUAACAGGGUUUUAAAAAAGAUAGGCAUGACUGUUUCCAAAAGAAGGCGAACGUCUACGCCGUAUUUUAUCAAACAUUAGCUAAGUUAGCUUAACUUCAUGCUAGCUUGCUAGUAGUUUAGCCGCUAAGUCGCGAACAUUAGCCGAACGAGUUAAUUGCGACGUAAACGUAAACCAGACAAAGUCAGGAGGACUUAAACUGCUGAACGCGCGCUACGGACAUGCUGUUGCCAGCAGACGCCGAGCAGUAACGUAAAAAACACAUGCCACCUGUUGAAGGUAGCUAGUUUUAGUUCGCUGUGCUCGCAUAAUACGCUCCACAACCACCUAUGGGCUAUCUUUAACUGACGCAAGUGCGCUGACACGCUGUUUGAAACCUCAUACACUCCUCUUUUAUUCAUCUCUAUUUGAUCGUGUUGCAUAUGAUUAUAGUCUGAGCCCACGGAGAUGUGUGGCAUGGCCUCUGAUAAGGGAUAACUCACUGUAGCUUUUAAGUGGCAGAGGCACGACAAUGCAACUGUCAACAGCAGACGGCCGAUUUUAAUCCAAUCUGUCCGUGUCGCGGAGAGGUGGGGGGAGCUCGUAUCGCCAUAGAGACGACAGCGCGAUAAAGCAGAAGAUGUGAAUGAUGAUGUCAACAGAGAUGAUGGGGGUGAUGUAGCCUAUGCGCAUUUCUCCUCAAAGUGCCAACAUGGAAUCUGAAAACGUAACUGAUCCGUAUGAAGACAACCGGCAUGUUGAUCAAAGUCGCCAGUCACUCCGGAGUACGAAGAACGAUUCCCAAACGUCACCCUUCCAAAAACAUGAAAAGAUCUUCCGGGACAAGAUCCAGGGCGAGGGGGAAAAAGAUGUCUGUGUUGAGAGUAGAUCGAAAACCAGAACCUGGCGUUCAGAUCCAGAUCGGGACCAGGUAUCGGAUGAAGAGGGACGGAGAAGUACCGGGUCGUUGUACUCGGAGGACUAUGAGAAUGGGUCUCAUUCGGGCCGGUCGAGCUCACCAUACUCCCACUCCCGGACUCCAUCCCUUACCCGAGGUGUCAGGGAUGGAGUCCCUCAGAGAGGGGUAAGGGCAAAGAGGAUUUCCAACAGCCCCUUCUACAAGGCAGGAGGUGUGGGCCGGCGGGGCGUGUCACGUCCACAGCGUCCAGGUGGCCAGCCCCUGACCCAGCAGCAUCGCAGGGGGGUGCGCUCACAAAGCAAGGAGUCCACGCCGCCUAAAGACAUGGACCUGGUGACCAAGAGGAUGCUUUCGGCCCGCCUGCUAAAGAUCAACGAAUUGCGUAACUCACUUGUUGAGCUGCAACAGCGCACUGAUGAGCUGCAGAAGGAAAAUCGAGUUCUCAGACAGCUUCAGGUGCGUCAAGAGAAAGCCCUGCAUCGCUACGACGAUACGGAAAGCGAGAUCUCCCAGCUCCUGCUGCGCCACACCAACGAGACCCAGGUGCUGCGCGAGCGGCUCAGGCGCACGCAGGAGCGGGAGCGGGCGGCCGAGCGCCGGAUGAAGGGCGGCGAGGAGCAGCUGCAGAGGAGCCAGGCGACCGCCGCGCGGCUGAAGAAGCUGGUCGACCAGCGAGAUCUAGGAGCCAGAGACGAGCUGAGCCGCAGGCUGGAUGACGAGAAGACACGGGCCCAGGAGGCGGCACACAGGAUUAAGGAGCUGGAGCGCAGCGUGGAGCUGAGCAGCAGCAGUUACCAGCGGCAGCUGGCUGCGGAGAGGAAGAAGACUCUCGGUGCCCAGGAAGAGAUCCGGACUCUGCAGGAGGAGCUGGAACGACUGACCAAUAAGCUCAAGGAGAAGGAGAGAGAACUAGACGCUAAGAACAUUUAUGCCAAUCGCAUGACGAAACCUGAGAAACUGAGAAAAGAUGUCGACAGUGGCGGAAAGCGGAAAGUCCCCAGCAGGAGCAGUUCCAAGGCCGUUCAGACCAAAGACAGAGCGUCUAGUCUGGAUUUCCCGACACCUCCCCCUGCCACCUCCGAUGCCAAUGAAUGCGGUGAACAGGCCCCUGAUGAAUACCUAUCACUCAAGGAGUUUGACAGAGUGGACCGACGGGCAGAGACAGAAGACCGACACCAAAAGUUGGAACAGCAGAAGAUGAGAGACCGAAGAAAAGAGGGGGAGAAGGAGAUGGUGAAGACAGAGCAGGAGAAUGAGGAGAAGCGGGAAGUCCACCGGGAGCUCAAUGUGCUUGAGGAGAAGGCAAAGACACCGAGAGAUGGUUCGGAGAAGAAAAAAGAGCAAGACGACGGUAAGAGGACGACAGAAAGUUCCCAGUCAAACCAGAAGGAAGACCACAACAGGAAGCACAGCCAUGUCCAGGAAGAGGUGGAGAGGUGGAACCACGGGGCUCUGGCCAAUCAGCAAGCAGCAGAGGAAGCGCAUCGCAAAAAACAACAGCUGCUGGCGAAGAUGCGUGAGAUCGACCGCCAGGAACACGGAGCCCAGGACGUCGCGUUUGAGCCGAGUCCUUCUGAGUUCCACCAGGCUCCCAGAAACCAGCCCUCUCCUCGUCUUCCGGAGCAGAGGAACCAAAACUCUCACAUUUUUCACCUCGCAGAAUCGGCGGAGUCGGCCGGUCUGCGCUCCGGUAGCGACGACGCCGGAAGGAGAAGAUCGGGCUUCGGGAAGAGAGCGCCUCGGACCCAAAUACCCACGGAGGACAUGGCAUUCGGAAGCUACGCGCCCUCUUUCGGACAUCCGGCCUCUCGCGGUUCCUCCGGCUUCCCUCCACCUCCGCCCAAAGAGGACAGGGAGUCUGCACUGGAGGCCAUCGGUGUUUUUAGUCUUCGAGGGGUGGAGACGGAGAGAGAGAAGGAGACGGACAGAGGGGCGGGCAAGGAGAAGAAGUCCAGCCUCAUGCAGCAGCUAUUUGGUGCCCUGGCAACACCUGCGGGUGACGGUGUGAGCGCCUCCAAUAACACGGAGGUCCUCAACAGUCCUCCGACUACCAAUGGGGCGCAUCCAAGAAGAGAAGGACUGUUUAACUCGGGGCCUUCUACUCCUCCAUCGUCCUCCCUGAACACCCUACACGUCACGGACAGCAGGCCCGCAAUCCGCGCCAUCGCCUCCUUCGAUGAUGACAUAGAGGAACUUACUUUAUGAAUUUAAUUUAGAUUUGGAGGUCGUCCGUCUGCUCGCUGGCCAUCACUGAUGUUUUGUCGGUCACAAAAUAAGAGAGAUUGAGUGAUGAACGUCGUCUGUAAAUUCAAGUCUGAACACAGUUUAACACUCAAUAAAAAUGUAUUCUAUGCCAAGCAUAGAAGUACAUUUAAGUUUCUAAAAUACCAAAUGAGUGAUAAGUCAUUUCACUCAAGUGAAUGUUCAUCGUGUUUCAUGUAGUGAUCUUCAAGCAUUCAGACGCAUGUGUUGCUGAAAUUGCUGGUAUCAGGUGUUUGACCCUGUGUGAUAUCGUAAUGCUAGUUGUUGUACUUGUAACUAUGGUAACGAUGGCUUUUAAUGAUUUUCACCUGUUUGCACGGUCUUCUCAGUUUGUGUAUCUGUAUUUUUUCUCGAAGCGUAAUCACUGCAGCUCGAAUAAUAGAUAAUAACACAACCCAUAACAGAAUACAGUCACAAUGACAAAGACUUUGGCUGAAAAUCGCCUUUCUUUGUGUUUCACAUUUUAGCGCUUUGCCAUACUUUAAUAAUAGUUUGGGGUUGCUGUUAUUUUUUAUUGGUCUGGGAAUCCUCACGAUUCCCUGUGUUUUUAUUUGGAGAAAUGUGAGUAAUUUUUGAGUUAUAUUAGAGUCCAUGCUAUAAGAAUUAACCACUGAGCAAUAUGACAAUCACGUUCAGACAGCUUCCUCAAUGUCUGACAACUAUAUGAAAUGCUAUUUAUACAAUUUAUUGAAAAUGACAAUUUCCUGCAGGUUUUUAACUACCAAUGUUAUAUUGAUACUGAUAAAAUGACCCAUUCAAAGGAAAAUGCCACUGACCUCGGAGCAUUUUUUAUUUCCUAUAAUCUAAAGAUUGAUCAUUUAUAUAUGCUCAAUGGCAGUUUGUGUCGUGUCAAUUCAACCAAUUGCAUAUUAUGUUUUAAGAGAGAGACAAAUAAAUUAUAUUAUAUUUA
Molecule: messenger RNA, 4149 nt
Organism: Pseudoliparis swirei
Lineage: Eukaryota; Metazoa; Chordata; Actinopteri; Perciformes; Liparidae
Gene: lca5
Product: lebercilin LCA5
Exons: 10
Coding region: 744-3182 (812 amino acids)
Biological process (GO): intraciliary transport
Cellular component (GO): axoneme
Source: RefSeq, a predicted model, not a curated record